AGCCUGGCCUCAGACUGUAAAUCCAGAAACCUUAAGAACCUGAUUUUUAGACAGAUUGCUUGGGCCGUGUGCUGAAGAUGUUUCCAGAACAACAGAAAGAGGAAUUCGUAAGUGUCUGGGUUCGAGACCCUAGGAUUCAGAAGGAGGACUUUUGGCAUUCUUAUAUUGAUUAUGAGAUCUGUAUUCACACCAACAGCAUGUGCUUUACGAUGAAGACGUCCUGCGUACGAAGAAGAUACCGAGAAUUUGUGUGGCUGAGGCAGAGGCUCCAGAGCAACGCGUUGCUGGUACAACUGCCAGACCUUCCAUCGAAAAACCUCUUUUUCAACAUGAACAACCGCCAGCAUGUAGACCAGCGUCGUCAGGGUUUGGAAGAUUUCCUCCGAAAGGUCCUACAGAACACGCUCUUGCUCUCCGACAGCAGCCUGCACCUCUUCCUGCAGAGUCACCUGAAUUCGGAGGACAUCGAGGCGUGCGUUUCUGGCCAAACGAAGUACUCGGUGGAAGAAGCAAUUCACAAGUUUGCCUUGAUGAACAGACGCUUCCCCGAGGAAGCCGAAGAAAGGAAGCGCGCAAAUGACAUAGAUUAUGAUUCAGAAAGUUCAUCCUCUGGCUUUGGACACAGUAGUGAUGACAGCAGUGCACAUGGGUGUAAAACAAGCCCUGCUCCCCAGGAACCCUGAGUAAUAGCAAGCAACGUCCAGCCACAGGGAAGAAAGCUCGCUAAUAAUACAUCCUUACCUAACGCUCACUCUCCGGUGGGGACGGAUUUCAGUUCUUAAAGAUGCUGGUUUGUUGACGAGUGGUAUUUUUCUGUUGUCUUAUUUUGGUUAAACUGCUGUAAAAACUAAAAGCCUGUGGAUGCAAUAUCUAUCCUUUAGGGACAAAAAUUACCGGUUAGCAAGAUCUGACCCGAAAAUGACUUUUAUGUUUGUAAAAACCCAGUUGGCUUUCUUGACUUUUAAAAAAGAUUGAAAAAUGGGAAGAAAGACAGAAAGAAACCAUUUAAAAUCAAGAGAAAGGGCUUCUCAAUAGGGCAGUGUUACCAUAAACACAUUUGGUAAACGACGCCUGUGUUGAGCGUAAAGAGGGUACCAGGUAUACAAUGCACCGCCUCGCUCAGAUGUGUGGGUGAUACCUUGUAACUACCUGACCUGCACUGGAAAAACACUUUGCUUUUUUGUGGGUGUCUGGUGGAACUAUAGUGGAGAGUAUUUAACCUUUCUAGUAUUCUCAUUUCACACUUAGAUAAAAAUGUGUCUUCUGAAUUAGGGCCAUGUUAAAACACCGUUUACUUCUUCAAGAAAAAGGGAAUUUCACUGAUACUUGCAAAAUAGAGAUCCAGAAAUAGGUUUUCUUUGUCCAAAAUCAGCUUAAACAAAUGGUUGCUGGAAAUGAAUAAUUUGCCUUUCAUUAUCAUCAUGUAAUUAGAAUGACAUGUUUAAUGAUUUCUUUGCUGGCUAAAUGUGCCAUUUCUUGUCACUAGGGUAACUUUCAGUAUCAGUGCUGGCUAAUUGUUACUUCACUUUUAAGUCAGCAGAAAGAUCUUAACAAAAAUUAAUAUAUUUAAUUUUGCUAGUACUCUAGAAAAGACUGUUACUUUCUCAUUUCAGAACUCAUUAGCCUUUUUUAAAAAAAAAGUCCUUUCUUUUUAGGCAUCUACCUGAAGAUUGGUGUAAUUUUAACAAAAUGUCUUUUCCCCCUAGGUUCAAAGAUAAGAUGUCCUAGAUAAACUACUUUGAACUUUAAGUUUCAGAUGAAGUAGCAUUUUUCUGAGAUAAUUACCCAAGUUUCUUCCUUGUUGAAUGUUACAAACUAUCUUUGGGAAUCAGGAAGGCUGUCCCCUUCCUCUCCCCAAUACCUAGGAUAACUUGUUGCUUUAAUUAAAUGUUACCUGGCCUAAUUGGAGGAAAGUAGAGGCUGCUACAAAAUAUCACCUUUUCAUUGUAUUUUAACUAGGAGUUUCAAAGCUAUUCUGUUCUUUAAUCUUUGAAAUGCUUGUAAGAAACAUCAAGGGAAAAAAUAAAAAGAAGAAUGAUUUCCUCUUGUUUUCUUUGGUCUAAAACAUUAAACUUUUGUAAGUAUUUUGAUUUGAUGUAUUUUGGAUUUUGUAUCUGAGAGUCAUUAUUUGAAUACAGAGGGGGAGAAAGAUGUAGCAAUUUCAUAUCAUCUGGCUACUGUGUGAAUUUGCCAUCCAGGCUUUUAAAAGUGUCCCCCUGACUUAACAUUAUGCAUUUGAAGACCUGGUAUGUCUGUUUUACAGCAGUCUUGAAAAAGCAUGUACUGUGGUUCCCCUCUCCUCACAAUUGCCAUUUAUAAAUGAUGUAACAGAGCCAAUAAAAAUUAGUUUUACGUAAUACCUAAUACUUUGGAAUGUCAGCAUUACUAAAUCAUUGUCUUCACAUUAAAACAAACAAACAAAUCAA
This is a messenger RNA of Echinops telfairi (small Madagascar hedgehog), 2426 nucleotides long. RefSeq names its product sorting nexin 10 (gene SNX10). The record is from RefSeq and is a predicted model, not a curated record. Gene Ontology annotation, biological process: intracellular protein transport. The transcript is spliced from 7 exons. Lineage: Eukaryota; Metazoa; Chordata; Mammalia; Afrosoricida; Tenrecidae. The coding region runs from base 78 to 683 and encodes 201 amino acids. Gene Ontology annotation, molecular function: phosphatidylinositol binding.